AUGUACAACAGUCACUUCGUUGGGGUGGCCGCCUUGAACGAGAAUCCCGAUCCGGAUGAAAUUCUGGGAAUCGGCAAUGGCCCGAACAUUCCGGAUGCAGCGGGAGAUCUCCCGGCGUUUAUUGUGCCGUAUUCGCCGAGGACGACAACAGCUAAACGGCCCUCGAAUUCGACGUCGACAGGGCUAGCCGCCAUGCCGACGAUACCCGGCUAUAAGGCCAGUGGCCCUUUUGUGGGUGUUGCAGGCGCUGCGUUAGUGGCAGCUUUUUAA
Messenger RNA from Penicillium manginii, 270 nucleotides. RefSeq lists its product as uncharacterized. The transcript has a single exon. The record is from RefSeq and is a predicted model, not a curated record. The coding region runs from base 1 to 270 and encodes 89 amino acids. NCBI's taxonomy places the organism in Eukaryota, Fungi, Ascomycota, Eurotiomycetes, Eurotiales, Aspergillaceae.